Phialemonium atrogriseum is the source of this 930-nucleotide messenger RNA. RefSeq lists its product as uncharacterized. The coding region runs from base 1 to 930 and encodes 309 amino acids. The transcript has 5 exons. The record is from RefSeq and is a predicted model, not a curated record. Lineage: Eukaryota; Fungi; Ascomycota; Sordariomycetes; Cephalothecales; Cephalothecaceae.
AUGUCUUACCAAGAACACGUCGGAACCUCCCGAAAAUGCCUUGCCGGCGAUAUCUUCGACAAUUACGGAUAUGGCAAUGAAGACGAUGAAGACGAGAACUGUGCAUGCGAAAAUAUAAGGGCUGGAAGGCCAUCCAUCAAUAUCACUGGGCGGGUCAUCAUAGACGCGUUCGCGUAUGGGAAAUUCGGCCCCGGAUCGGCUAUUGAAGUCAAACCUCUGAAGAAGCAAGGGCUGUAUACCGAAGCCACGGACGAGGGAGUUGAUGAUGAAGACGAAGACGACUUAGGGUUACUGACAAAGACUCUCAACAGGCAAGACCAAACCAACACCUUCUCCAUUUUUCAGAUCAUAAGCUUAUCGUCGCAGUUGCCGACAAGUCCCAGCAGCCCCUAUAUCACCUGCAUGCUGGUGAACUGGGCUCUGAUCAGUCAGGCAGAUGCUCUCCUUAGGUCUAGGUUAGAGCCUAGCCAGACGGCACGAGACCUGAGUUGUGUCAUGCUUUCGUCGCUCGAAUACUACACCGGCAUCAUCUUUCUCACUACCAACCUCCCGCAAGAGCUUGACAACGCCUUCAUCUCUCGUCUUGACAUCCACUUGAAGUACUCAGGCUUGACGUUUGAUAACAGAAGACGGCUAUGGCAGAACCUUCUCCAACUUCAUGAAGAUACUCUGUUCCAGGCUGGUCUGCGAGUCAUGCUGUCCGACAAAGAUCUUGACGAUUUGGCGACGUGGCGACUGAACGGACGAGAGAUCAAGAAUUCAGUCAAGAACGCCACCAAGUGGUGCUUCAUAAAAAAGAUGGAUGUGACAGCCCAUGCCUUGAAGGUCGGCAUAAAUGUCACAGCCCCUUUGGCAGAGAGCGAGGUUGGAGGAGAUGCAUCUCAGUCAGGCAGCAGAAAGCGAGGUCGUGUGGAUGAUGAGUAUUAUUGA